This is a messenger RNA of Strongylus vulgaris, 429 nucleotides long. Lineage: Eukaryota; Metazoa; Nematoda; Chromadorea; Rhabditida; Strongylidae. The record is from the annotation of a GenBank genome assembly.
AUGAAUCCAGACAUAAAUGGGCAGCCUGGUGUCUUCCAAGAUAUUCUGAAUCCAGAAAAGAAAUUGUUCCGAGAAGAAUUUCACCAAUAUUUUUCUGCUACCCGCAAAACAAGCAGCCAGUCCAGGACCACAGCCACUGGUAGCGAGAUACCAUCUGUAGACACCGCUUCCUUCCAUUCUGCCAUGUCCAACGCUCUUCCUUCAUCGGUGGAAAAGUGCAUCCUGUCAGUGCGUCCGCUCAUAGAAGCUUACGCCGAUUAUUUGGAUCAAUUUGAGGUGGCCAGGACAAAAACAGAAGCGCCUCAGUUUGGUGCACCUGGUGAUAUUGCUCAGUGGAUCCAAUCUAGGUCUUUCAAAUUUUUUGAGGCUCAGGAAGGAAUCGCUAGCAUACACUUGAGAGUUGAUGAUACAGGAAAGGGUCCAUCGAAA